AUGACGACCAAAAACUCUGGAGCAAAGCCUAUUCCCGCUUUCCGCCGCGUGACCAUCAACUCGGAUUCUGACCUGCCUGACCGAGGUGUAGCGGCUACUCCCGGAGGUACUCUAUUCUCCACCACUCCUGGUGGCACUCGAAUCAUCUACGACCGGGCUUUCCUAAUGAACCUGCGCAACUCUCCACUGGCCAAGUCGCCCCCAAAGAUGGCCUAUAUUGCUGGCGUGACCAACAUUUCCGCUGAGAAUGGACAGGCAAAUUUGACCAAGAAAGGCAAAGAAUCGCAAAAGAAUGUUGAUGCUUAA
This is a messenger RNA of Rhagoletis zephyria (snowberry fruit fly), 306 nucleotides long. Lineage: Eukaryota; Metazoa; Arthropoda; Insecta; Diptera; Tephritidae. The record is from RefSeq and is a predicted model, not a curated record.